This is a messenger RNA of Clarias gariepinus (North African catfish), 2296 nucleotides long. RefSeq names its product trophoblast glycoprotein b (gene tpbg). NCBI's taxonomy places the organism in Eukaryota, Metazoa, Chordata, Actinopteri, Siluriformes, Clariidae. The transcript has a single exon. The coding region runs from base 580 to 1725 and encodes 381 amino acids. Gene Ontology annotation, cellular component: plasma membrane. Gene Ontology annotation, biological process: negative regulation of canonical Wnt signaling pathway. Gene Ontology annotation, molecular function: protein binding. The record is from RefSeq and is a predicted model, not a curated record.
CAGUCCACUGAGAGGUUUGGACGCGGCUCUCGGGGAAGCGGAGCAGGAAUCUGAUCUCGAGGAGAGUCUGCUAUGUGUCCAAAGGCGCUGACAUGAAAAUCCGUAAAGAGCACAGGAUACAUGAAGGAAAUAAAAAGCGCAAAAGUUUUUGGAUACACAUCAGCGCUACGCCGCGUCUAAAAGCUGAACAUUUUACCUGCACGAGGUGAAUUCGGUUCUUUCAGAGCGAGAGAGAGAAAGAGAAGUCUGCUGUUCGGAGAUUGAACUUUUUUUUUCAGGAAUGAGUGCACGAGCUGCUGGACACACAGGAGGACUGACGGCGGGUAUGUGAAUCUCCAAAGGCGUCCCAUCACCUUCCUCUGCCCUGUCCUAGUUGCAUGUUGUUAUUGUUUUUUUUUAUUCUUUCUGUAACAAAGACAAAAAGAAGUGAAAGGAAUGACAGAAAUCGUUCGCCGGAAUUUCAAGCAAACACGAUCGGUCUAGUUGGGACUUGUCGUUGAAUUUGCGCGCGCGUGUUAAUUGCAGUGCGGAGCUAUAGAUACUUUGCUUGAGCCCCAGCGGGAAGGCGGGAACGCAGAAAUGCGUGCAGGAGGCUCGCUGCGCGCGCUGCUACCGAAGGAGAAGCAGGCCAGGCGGCGCGUCUCCACUCCGUGUGUGGUGCUCUUCCUUACGUGUUUUGGCGCUGCCGUAUCUCUGGAAUGUCCUCACAAAUGUGUGUGCACAGGCACAACAGUAGAGUGCAAACGCCAGAACUUAACCUCUGUCCCACACCCGAUCCCAGCCAACACUACGACCCUUCUACUCACUGGAAACGACAUCUUCAACCUUUCCAAGGAGUCCUUUCCUGUUCGCCUGAACUCUUUGGAAGAGCUUGAUCUGCAGGAAAACCUAAUAGAACAAGUGGACCCUGGAGUGUUUGAGAACUUGCCAAAGCUCCGUGUGCUUGACCUGAGCAGCAACAGAAUCUUCAAUUUUAGCCCUGAUGCUUUUCCAGAGAACAAUAUGCUGCAGGUUUUAAACCUGAGCACAUCGCUGUAUAAUUUCUCAAGGGCUGAUGUUUUUUAUAAUCUUUUAAAGCGGUCCGUGCCUAAACUUUCCGUCCUCAGCUUGGCCAACAAUAACCUGGUCGUUCUUCCGGAUGACAUGCUCACCAGCCUGUCUGACCUUACCAGCCUGGACUUAAGAAACAAUUCCUUAGUUUCGAUCAACAACGUGACUUUCCAGAACCGAGCACUUACAAGUUUGGACCUGCGAAACAACGCUCUGAAAGUGCUGUUCAAUGAGACGUUAAAGGAGUUCAACCAGAUCCCCAGGCUUAAACUGUCCCUGCUGGGAAAUCAAUGGGUUUGUGAUUGCAACAUAGAGGACAUGCUGGUGUGGUUACAAAGCUCAGAUAUUGUUGUGGACAAGGAGAACAUGACCUGCACGAUGCCUGAAAAAUUGCGAACCAUUCAGCUCCUGCAGUUGAAGCAUUCAGAGCUGCAGUGUACUGACUCUGGCAACUUGGAGGUUACCCUGGAGACGUCAUAUGUCUUCCUGGGUAUGGUGUUGGCCCUCAUUGGGGUCAUUUUCCUGCUAGUCCUUUACCUGAACAGAAAAGGCAUCAAAAGAUGGAUGUAUAAUAUCCGUGAUGCAUGCAGGGACCACAUGGAAGGCUACCAUUACAGGUAUGAGAUCAACUCGGAUCCACGCCUGGCCAACCUCAGUCUUAACUCGGAUGUGUAAGGAGGUGUGGUGCUUGGCUGGAGAUGAGGGAAAAACAUUUCCCACAAUUACGCACAGUGACUCAGCCCAACAUUUGCAUAGUUUUCACAAGCUUAUAAUGUAAUAUGCCAUGCCAGAUAGAUUAAUUGGCGUCUGCUGCGGUACACGCGUGCUAUGUUACGGUGUGUCUUGUUUAGAUGUUGUUCAAUGCUUGCAUGAAUUAAGAACACAUAAAAGGUACAUAUGUACUUCUUUCUUUUAAAAGAACUCUACAUAUAAUAUUUUGGGACAAUGUGGAAUGUGAUACAACGAUCUCUCUAAUGGAUGCAAGUUGUGCAUAUUAUCUUGCUUGCAAAAUGACUGAAAUGAAGAAUCAUACAUGUCUUAAAUCUCAUUAAUGCUUGACUUUUUUCUCCUUGAAUAAUACGUUACUAUGUUUGCAUGUGUUCAUGUACUUUUUUCAGUGGUUACAAUAUCUUAACACUCAUACAGUUAUCACAGCUGUCCAUUUUUAUAUUCACAUUUGUUUCAUGGACAUGGCUCAAUUUUUCUUACGAAUAUGUUCUGCCGAAUAAAAAAGAUCUUGCAUUGA